AUGACUGGAACUGAAUCAAACGGUCAUUCCGAAGCUAAACUGGAAGAGCAAUCAAUGGAUCAACCGCAAGAUCUGCUUAACGAUCUCAACGACGAGAACGGCGACGCGAAUGGCGACCCCGAGGAAGAGCCCGAGCAGUUUCGAAAGCUGUUCAUCGGCGGCCUAGACUACAAGACCACCGAAGAUACGUUGAAGGCGCACUUUGCACAAUGGGGUGAUAUCGUCGACUGCGUGGUGAUGCGUGAUCCCCAAACCAAGCGAUCCCGCGGCUUUGGCUUUAUCACCUACUGCAAGUCCUCAAUGGUGGAUGCCGCCCAGAAGGCUCGCCCACACAAAGUUGAUGGUCGUGAAGUGGAACCGAAGCGCGCCGUCCCUCGAGAGGACUCUGGCAAACCCGAAGCACAGGCAACGGUGAAGAAAAUCUUUCUUGGCGGUCUCAAGGAAGACGUCGAAGAGAUCGAUCUGCGCGACUACUUCAUCGAGUAUGGAGCAGUCAUCAACGUAAACAUCGUCACUGAGAAGGACACCGGCAAGAAGCGAGGUUUUGCUUUCGUCGAGUUCGAUGACUACGACCCCGUGGACAAGAUUGUCUUGAAGAGACAUCAUGUGAUCAAAGGCAAGAGGACAGAAGUGAAGAAAGCUCUGUCCAAGCAAGAGAUGGACACCAUGAAGCGCAAGACCGAGGCACGCAAUGUCGGUCGCGGUGGUGGCCGAAACGCUCCUGUUUGGGAUUCUGGCCCCAGCGGGUACGGCGGAAACCAAGGCGGGUACGGAGGAUACAACCAAUACGGCAACUAUGGAGGUGGCGGCGGUGGUGGCGGAGCUGGGUACGGCCAAAACAGCGGCUACAACCAGAGCUGGAACAACCAGAGCCAAGGUGGCUGGAGCUCGGACUACGGAAACGCCGGCUACGGAAGCAGCUAUGGGGGCGGUCCGAUGCGAGGAGGUAAUAACUAUACCCACCGUAGUGGCGGACCAUACGGAGUUCGUAGACGUACCCCACACCACCCCAUCAAGAUGACCAAGCACUUGGCAAGCCAAGGAACUGGGCGAUGA
This is a messenger RNA of Rhagoletis zephyria (snowberry fruit fly), 1056 nucleotides long. The record is from RefSeq and is a predicted model, not a curated record. Lineage: Eukaryota; Metazoa; Arthropoda; Insecta; Diptera; Tephritidae.